CUCAGUUCGAUAGCUAUUCUCUCAAACCCUCAGAACCAAGUCAUCAAUACUGAUCCUGAAACGGAAAUCAAAACAAAUAACCCUAGAUUCAUCGAUUUCCAUCUCUGUGCUCGACACCCAAAACAUUAACCCUAACUCGAUUUCUCUCUUCUUUUCCUCUUUCCAACUUCUAUCAUCCAUUCCUUUCGAUGCAGAAAGUGAGAUUACGACUCUACUUCCAUUCCUCGAUCUGAUCCAUUCACUGAGAAAGCUUCUUCCUUUUAGCUUGUUUGUCAACUUCGAAGCUAGAUGGGGGCUGUAACCUCAUCCAUGGCGGCGAAAUUCGCGUUUUUUCCGCCGAAUCCGCCAUCAUAUAGGCUGGUUGUUGAUGAAAAAACCGGGAAAUUGAUGAUUUCCGAUGUUCCACAGAAAGAUAACGUUGACGUAUUGAAGCUUUGUACGAAGAGAGGUAACGAGAUAAUUGCCAUGUAUGUGAAGAACCCUUCGGCGUCGCUGACUAUUUUGUACUCUCAUGGUAACGCUGCCGACUUGGGACAGAUGUUUGAGCUCUUUACGGAGCUUAGUCUUCAUUUACGUGUUAAUUUGAUGGGGUACGAUUACACUGGAUAUGGCCAGUCCUCCGGGAAGCCAAGCGAGCAAAACACUUAUGCCGACAUAGAGGCUGCUUAUAGAUGUCUUGAAGAGACUUAUGGAGCAAGGGAGGAAGACGUUAUCUUGUAUGGUCAGUCGGUUGGUAGUGGCCCCACUUUGGAUUUGGGGACACGUUUGCCUAGAUUGAGAGCUGUAGUUCUUCACAGUCCGAUCCUUUCUGGGCUUCGAGUCAUGUAUCCAGUGAAGCGAACAUACUGGUUUGACAUUUAUAAGAAUAUUGAUAAAAUUCCCCUGGUAACCUGCCCGGUUCUUAUAAUUCAUGGAACCGCUGAUGAAGUUGUAGAUUGCUCACAUGGUAAACAGCUUUGGGAGCUCUGUAAAGAGAAGUAUGAACCGUUGUGGCUUAAAGGAGGGAACCACUGUAACUUGGAACUCUACCCUGAGUACAUAAGGCAUCUCAAAAAGUUCAUAUCAGCAAUUGAGAAAUCUCCUCCGGAACUCAGAAAUGGUAGUGAUCGGAUUACAGAUCAAUCAGAGCCUUCUCGGAAUAGUACAGAUAUUAGGGAGAAAUCAAGGUUAAGCACAGAUCAAAGAGAGAAGUUCAGGCUGAGUACCGAACAGAGAGAGAAUGCUAGGCCAAGCACAGACCAUAAAGAGAAGCCAAGACCCAGCACUGACAGAAGAGAGAAAUCAAGAAAGAGUUUGGAUCGACCAGAGAAGGCAAGGAACAGCAUGGAUCAGCCAGAGAGAGGAAGGAACAGCAUUGAUCGCUUUGGAGAUAUGAUGAGAUCGGUCAGAUUAUGCAAUAUCGGUUGUUUUAAACACACUGCUUCUGGGGUUGGAGGAAAGAAAGGCAUAAGAAAAAGCACGCCGUGCACUACUGGCAUUAUCAGAACACCCUCACUUGUGCCACAUCGUGGUUUCGGAUCCCUGUAUCGUAUGGUAGCAGUUUCGUUCGUGCGACCCAGUAAUUUCCAUCCAAUGCUCAUGGCAACAAGAACUUCACUCCAGUUAGCUCUAAGCCUCUGAGAAAUUAAGCAGUAUUUGAAUUAUGAGAAGGAAGAUUAUGAGUCCUAUUUGUUAAUAUUUUAUUGUUCACUAUAUUAGAGAAGACGAAGUCAAAAUGUAGAAAGAUAAUUGAAGUUCCUGUCUUCUGCCA
This is a messenger RNA of Telopea speciosissima, 1750 nucleotides long. Its product is annotated as alpha/beta hydrolase domain-containing protein 17B. The record is from RefSeq and is a predicted model, not a curated record. The transcript has 7 exons. Bases 289 to 1620 code for a protein of 443 amino acids. NCBI's taxonomy places the organism in Eukaryota, Viridiplantae, Streptophyta, Magnoliopsida, Proteales, Proteaceae.